GAGUCGUGUGUCACGCGAUAGUACUGUGACACUUUUUGUUGACUUCCAGUUCUCUUUUCUGAAAGUGCCAAUUGAAGACGAGGAUCGAGUUAACAUUUGAGUGUUUGGAACAAACCGGGAAACUGAGACAGUGUAGAGCUCUGCGAUGUGUCCCCGUUUCUAAAAGGUUCUGUCGCAGUUUUUGGCAAGAGUUCUGUCAAGUUGGUUGAGAAUGGCAGACAGAAGGGAUGCUCUCGAAAGCACCCCGCUUUUGGAUUCGGACAACAGACCGCCUGUUCCGUCAGUCUUCCAGGGAAGGAGACUUGCAUGUGCAGCCGUCCUGCUGGCUGAAUCGCUGGAAAGAAUAGCAUUUUACGGCAUCACGUCUAAUUUAGUGCUCUUUCUCAAUGGCAGCCCCUUUUAUUGGGACGGGACCGAGGCCAGCCAGGCACCCCUGAUGUUCAUGGGAGUAACCUACCUGAUUUCCCCCUUUGGAGGCUGGCUGGCAGAUGCAUACCUGGGGAAAUUUGUGACAAUCGCCUCAAGUCUGGUUUUAUAUUUUAUUGGAAUGCUUUUUUUCCCCAUUAUUUCAAAUGAAGACACCAGGAUACACCUGUGUGGGGAGGAGAGUGCUUUCCCCGUGCAACCUGCUGAGUGCUCGAACAGCACCCCACCAAAAAAUGUGACCUGCCUUUACCGAGACCCAUACUGUGGCCCACUAGUCUACACUGGACUUAUCUUGAUUGCAUUUGGUGUGGGCACAGUGAAGUCCAACAUCACUCCGUUUGGGGCAGAUCAGGUCAAAGACAGAGGACCCGAGGCCACUCGUCGAUUCUUCAACUGGUUCUAUUGGUGCAUCAACCUUGGAGCCAUAUUGUCACUGGGAUGCGUGGCCUACAUUCAGCAAAAUUUCAGCUUCGAGCUCGGCUACAUCAUCCCCACCGUGUGCCUCGGGGUGUCCUUCCUGGUCUUUCUCUUGGGACGCACUGUUUUCAUUACCAAGCCCGCUGACGGCAGUGCCUUCACGGACAUGUUCAAGAUCCUGAGCUUUGCCUGCUGUUCAAAGAAACCAAAGGAGCCCCACUUGCUUCGUGACAAACCAACACUAUUGGACAGUGCAAAAGUGACUUACGGGGGGAAAUUUCCAGAGGAAAAAGUGGAGGAAGUCAAAGCACUGUUGAAAACUCUUCCAGUUUUCUUUGCACUCAUCCCGUACUGGACGGUGUACUUCCAGAUGCAGACAACGUAUGUCCUGCAGGGCCUCCAUCUAAGGAUUCCUGGUACAUCCACAAACAUUUCAACUGAUUCCCAUGAGAUGAAGUUCCAGUUCCCGGCUGCGUGGCUCACCAUGUUUGACGCAGUGCUCAUCCUCAUGCUGAUUCCUCUAAAAGACAAAGUGGUGGACCCUGUCCUGAAACGCCGCGGCCUGCUGCCCUCUUCUCUAAAGAGGAUUGCAGUGGGGAUGUUCUUCGUCAUGUGGUCAGCAGUGGCAGCAGGUAUUCUGGAGACCAAGCGCCUGGAGAUUGUCAAAUCAAAUGGUACCAUUAACCAGGUGCUUGGCAACGUUAUCUACUACGUCGCAGAUUUACCCAUAUGGUGGCAAGUGCCUCAAUAUGUGCUGAUAGGAAUCAGCGAAAUCUUUGCCAGCAUUGCAGGUCUGGAGUUUGCAUAUUCCGCAGCCCCCAAGUCCAUGCAGAGCGCCAUCAUGGGGCUCUUCUUUUUCUUCUCUGGGAUUGGCUCCUUCGUAGGCUCCGGUCUUUUGGCUUUUGUCUCCCUAAAGGCCAUUGGGUGGAUGUCAUCACACAAAGACUUUGGCAAUAUAAACGACUGCUCUCUGCACUAUUACUUCUUCCUUCUGGCGGGGAUCCAGGGUGUCACCUUGCUGGUCUUCCUUAUCAUCUCUGUCAAGUAUGACAAGCAGAGGGGCAAAGCAGCAGGCCAGCUCCAGAGACGCACCUCCUCUUGACCUCCCUCCCACCCACCGCGUCCGACAUCCCAGUGACCCCAGUCAUGGCUGCCUUCCUUUUCUCUCACUCCACCUCAGUGCCCACAGAUGCGUUUUAGUGGUAUCUACAGUUCAUGUAGUCCAGUGUUAUUUAUUUUUGUGAUUUAUUCUUUUUUUGAGUGUCUAGAAAGGCACGCCUGACGGUAUCGAGACCCACGCAGGAGCAGUGUUUAAAUCAUGUCUGCUGUGCUUCCCUCCUGCUGUGUGUUUGAUCUGGUUGCCUUUUUUUUUUUUUGGAUCAUUUGCACGUAACUCUAGGAGUGCUGCCAUACGAAUUUGACAGAUGUCAAUGUUCUAAUGAUGACAAAAGCUUCCUUUUUACUUUGAAGUUCUGACAGACGUAUUUAAAAUCGUAUUUUUAGCCGUUCUAUAAUGAUUUUUGUGUUUCUAACAUGACUUAUUAAUAUUUAGCAUUCAUUAACAGACAUUUUACCUCCCACAUCUACUGAGAUUUGAUGUGUUAAUCUUCAAUUUUACAGUAUUUCUCUUUGACACACUUAACUAAUGGUGCCUUUUUAAAAUAGGGAUUUUUAGCCACCCAAACCCUAUAUUUUUAUGAAAUAUUUAAAAUGAGAAAUGUUUACUGAAAAGCAAGUUGAGAUUAUAAAGGUCGAUGAUGUUAAUCAGCUGAUGAUUCCCUCUCUCUCAUACAUAGAAGCUCAUACAACUCCGGUUAUGGUGUGUUCUGCCCCGUACAUUCCUUCUGAAUCCAUCCUCUAGUCACAUCUAAUAUUGAAAGAAUAAUCUGUCCUUUUUGUUUUCCUCUGUCUGUGAUAACAGUCCACACUGCAAAGCCUCAUAAAGCCUUCUCAUAACCACACCUUGAAUCCACAGACAGCACUAUACAUAAAAUGUGAAAUAUUUAUAUUUUUUAUUAUAAUAACAUGGCUACUUUGUAGAAUUUUACAUUGCAGGUCAAGCCUCAAAAUAAUUUUCCUUGAUGAAACACAUGUCGAAAUUACUUCUCGCAUAACCUGACCUGGAACCUUAAAAAGAACGAGGCGUUAAUGUUUCGAUCAUAGGAAACUGCAAGAAAAAAGUAUGACAAAACAUGAGUCUUUCAUCAAAAUGUUAGAGCAAUGUUUUAGCAUUAACAUUUUUUCUAACAAAUGUGGGUUUGUUUAUAUUUGUAAGAACUUCUUUGUGCCUUUUAUUCUAUAAAAGUCUAAAGUGUCUGAUUUUUUGUGUGCACAUGAUUUAGAAGAAAAAUUGUUGAAACCUCAGAUUCAUGAGCACAUGGUACAUGCUUUUUUAUUAAAUAUUGGUAUUUAAGUACUAAUAUUUGCUGAUAAAUGGUAACUCUGGGAAAACUAAAGCUGCCUUCAGGACUUAGAGUUCAAAAUAUGGCGUUUGUGAAGUGAUCUGAAUUUUUUCAAAAGACAAUAAACUGCUUUUUUUAUGUUUCUUUUUUCAAAAUAUUUGUGACUUUUAUUUGAGAUAUGCUCACUGAUUAUUUAGAACUUGAGCACUGGUUUGUGUUUGUUUGCACUCAGAAUACUGUGUAGGAUUUGUUAUUAUCUGACUGCUUAAAAAAAUAAAAAUGUAAAAAAAAA
Oryzias melastigma (Indian medaka) is the source of this 3537-nucleotide messenger RNA. It is a transcript of the gene slc15a4, whose product is annotated as solute carrier family 15 member 4. Gene Ontology annotation, cellular component: membrane. Bases 212 to 1945 code for a protein of 577 amino acids. Lineage: Eukaryota; Metazoa; Chordata; Actinopteri; Beloniformes; Adrianichthyidae. The record is from RefSeq and is a predicted model, not a curated record. Gene Ontology annotation, molecular function: transmembrane transporter activity. The transcript is spliced from 9 exons. Gene Ontology annotation, biological process: oligopeptide transport; transmembrane transport.